Molecule: messenger RNA, 4443 nt
Organism: Glycine soja
Lineage: Eukaryota; Viridiplantae; Streptophyta; Magnoliopsida; Fabales; Fabaceae
Product: ubiquitin carboxyl-terminal hydrolase 26-like
Exons: 13
Coding region: 815-4057 (1080 amino acids)
Biological process (GO): protein deubiquitination
Cellular component (GO): cytosol; nucleus
Molecular function (GO): cysteine-type endopeptidase activity; cysteine-type deubiquitinase activity
Source: RefSeq, a predicted model, not a curated record
AUUAUCAAUUAACAUAUCACUAAUUCUUGUUGAAAAUUAAUUUCAUAAAAAAAUAUUCUAUAAAUUAUUUGAUUUCAUAUAGUAUUUUCUUCUUCUUCUUCCUUUUUUUUUUUUUUUAGUGAUUCUCGAUCUUACAGGUAGCGUCACAACAGUAUUCUCUCUGCCUUGAUAUAAUGAUUUUAGGAUCAUAUUUUCGUAUUUGAUUAAUUUUAUUAUUAAUUUUUUGUUUAUUGAAUCUUACGUGUGCUUCAAAUUUCAUUGUGCCUUCGUUUCUCCGUUGAUUUUUUUUUUUUUUUUUUGAUUUGGCUGUUUGGAAUUUCUAGUGUUCUUUUAAGCUCUUUGUGAUAUUUAUGUAAUUUGAUUUUUUCUUCUUUGUGGUGUGCAAUGAAUAAUGGUGAUGAAGAAAUGAACUUAUGGUAAUGUGUUUGCAAAGACACAAAUUUAGCCACUGUUUCGUGUAAAAUUUUCUGCGAAAAUUUAGGUUCAUUCGUUUUUAAAUGAUAUUUGCUACGUAAUUUGUUAUGUAACAAAAUGUGAUUUCAUUGGUAGUAUAUGCAAUGAACCAGUAUUGUCCUGUGCUGUACUUUGCAUUUUUUUUAGUUUCAUUGCUAGCAUACUAAUAAUUGGUGUUGGAUCAUGAGUUAAAAAGAUGAAACUAAUAUAACUGUUUGUUGAUAUAGUUUGGUUCAAUUGUGCUGUUAAUUAGAGUUAAAAAAAAUGGAUGUGGAAAUACUGUCUUAGCUCAUCUUUUCAUUUUACUCAAGGAAUUUAGUUUCCUGUCCCUUUUUUAGGGGUUAGGUUUUAUAAUUGUACAAUGACUAGACCAACAACUCGAAGUAAAAAUAAAAGGCAGAGACAGGGGGAUGAUGAUGGUGGUGGCACUUCUGACAUAUGGAGGAAAAUUCACAUAACGGGUGCGGUGACUGAAGAUGAUAUGAAUCAACUGUAUAUGAUUUGGAAGCCAGUCUGUUCAGGCUGUCGUGUUAAUACUAAAGACAACCCGAAUUGCUUCUGUGCAUUGGUUCCACCUGCGAAUGGUACCCGAAAGUCUGGUUUAUGGCAGAAGAUGGCCGACUUUGUCGAAAGUCUUGGUCCCGACCCAAAUAUGGAUCUUCGUGUUUCUGAUAGUUCACCUGCAGGUCUGACAAAUCUUGGCGCAACAUGCUAUGCCAACAGUAUACUACAGUGCUUGUAUAUGAAUAAAUCUUUCCGAGAAGGCAUAUUUUCUGUAGAACCGGAUGUUUUACAACAACAACCAGUGUUAGAUCAACUGACUCAACUUUUUGUACAUUUGCAUGCUAGUAAAAUGGCUUUCAUAGAUUCUUCUCCAUUUGUAAAAACAUUGGAGCUAGACAAUGGAAUUCAGCAGGAUAGCCACGAGUUCUUGACAUUGCUUCUGUCAUUACUUGAGCGUUGUUUGAGCCAUUCCAAAAUUGCCAAGGCAAGAACAAUAGUUCAAGAUCUUUUUCGAGGAAGUGUGUCUCAUGUGACAACGUGUUCGCAAUGUGGAAGAGACUCUGAGGCUUCUUCCAAAAUGGAAGACUUCUAUGGGUUAGAGUUGAAUAUCAAGGGACUGAAAGGUUUAGAUGAGAGCCUAGAUGAUUAUCUUGCUAUUGAAGAGCUUCAUGGAGACAAUCAAUAUUUCUGUGAGUCAUGUAAAACAAGAGUUGAUGCUACUCGCAGCAUCAAGCUGUGUACAUUGCCUGAUGUACUUAAUUUUCAACUUAAACGUUAUGUCUUCCUUCCACAGAAUACAAUGAAGAAGAAAGUUACUUCUGCAUUUUCAUUUCCUGCUGAACUUGAUAUGCGCCAUAGAUUGUCUGAGCCAUCUCAGUUUGAAUUGAUAUAUGACUUGUCAGCUGUACUGAUUCACAAAGGAACUGCUGUUAAUAGUGGUCAUUACAUUGCCCAUAUCAAGGAUGUAAACACUGGGCAAUGGUGGGAGUUUGAUGACGAGAAUGUUACUAACUUGGGUUGCCAUCCAUUUGGGGAAGGAACUUCUUCUACUUCUAAAUCUGUUAAGACAGAUGUACUUCAUUCUAAUUGCUCUGAAGCAAUGCUAGCUGACAGUAAUGGUUUAGAUGCCACUCAUGCGCAAUCUUUGCUUGUGGAGACAUUUUCAUCUAGUGAUGCUUACAUGUUGAUGUACCAUCUUAAGCAUAGCAAAAAUGUUGGUGAAAAGGGGGGAAUCGUUUAUGGUGCUAACCUUGAAGUAGAGGGCAAUGCAGUUACUGCACAAGACAGUGCUUGUCUUCCUUCUCAUUUUUGCAAAGAGAUUCAAAAUUUCAAUGCUUCAUAUCUUGAUUCUUGCGAGCAGUACAAACAUAGGAAAGAGUUAGAAUUGAGCCAUAUCAAUGAGAGGAGACAGGAAGUUCGAUCCAUUUUAGCUGAAGCUCCUACUCAACCACUGGAGCAACCGUAUUUUUGGAUUUGUAGUGACUGGCUUCGCCAGUGGGCUGACAACAUUAUUCCAAUUGCUCUUGACAAUACAUCUAUCCAAUGUUCACAUGGGAAAGUCCCAGUGUCAAAGGUUACCUCAAUGAAGCGAUUAUCUUCUAAAGCAUGGGAUAAAUUAUUGUCUAAGUAUGGUGGGGGACCAACUCUUUCUCAUGAAGACUGUUGUUGGGAUUGUCUGAUUGAUGGGGCUCAGAAUGUGGUGUCAGCUGACACUUAUCGGGAUCAAAGAGAAUCAUUGAAGCGACUUGCACGGGAUAUUCUCGAUGGAAAUUGUGAAGACGGAAUGUACUAUGUGUCUAGACCAUGGUUGCAGCAAUGGUGGAAAAGAAAAGUUGUUGAUGCUCCAUCUGAAGCUGAUGCUGGACCAACAGCAGCCAUUUGUUGUCCACAUGGGCAACUUAUGCCUGAGCAAGCUGUUGGUGCUAAGCGGUUGCUUGUUCCUGAGGAUUUCUGGCUUUUCUUAUAUAAAGAUGCCAUUUCUGUAAAACCUGAUGAUCCUCUAGGUUGCCCUACUUUUCCUUUAGACUCCAGAAGGUGUUCCCAAUGCAGUGAUGAAUUAUCUGAAGAGGCUUGCUUGGAGGACUCUUUGAGAUUAGUAAAACAAAUGCAACGCCAAAAUCAUGAGAAAUUAUUUGUUGGUAAAAGUAUGCCGCUUUCUCUACAUUGCAAGUAUUUCUUAGUUCCUUCUUCGUGGAUUUCAAAAUGGAGAAAUUACAUUAAUUUGGCUGUCAAGAAUUCAGAUAAACCUGAAACUUUAGAUGGGGUAAUCGAUUCACUGAUGUGUGAAAAGCAUUCACGGCUCAUUGAAAGGCCUCCUGAACUGGUUUUCAGACGUGGUGCUAUAAUUGCCAGAGAAUCUUCUGUAAGUGGCUUAACCAUCAUAUCUGAGAAUGAUUGGAAAUGCUUCUGUGAAGAAUGGAGUGGUAUUGAGACCAAAGGAAUAUCUGCAAGAAUUGAGAAUGUUAAUGAUUCAGAAAAUGCUUUGACUGGAUCCUGCAGAGAGAUGCCAAUAUGUGAGGAUCAACUUAACACUUGGGAUAAAGUGAAUAAUGAAAGUGGGAAUGGACACAUUGUGAUUAAGACUUGUCCUGAGGUUUGUGAAAGUUGCGUUGGAGAAAAGGAAAGCUGUGAGUUAAUGCAGAAACUUAACUAUUGCAAUCAGGACAUUAGUGUAAUUCUUGUCCGUGGAAAGGAGGUCCCUAAAUCAAUCUUAGAGGCUUCAAAGGGCUUUGUUGAAAUAGACAGGCGGGUUUCCAAACGUUCCCGGAAGACUAAAAAUGGGAGUUCCAUUAGUCUAAAAGUUUCUGCUUCAACAUCUAUUUACCAGCUGAAAAUGAUGAUAUGGGAAUCCUUUGCGGUUGUCAAAGAAAACCAGAUACUACAAAAAGGUGAUAGAACAAUUGAUGUUGAUAAUGAAUAUGCUACGCUUGUGGAUGCAAACAUAUUUGCUGGAGAUCAGAUUAUUGUGAGGGACUCCGAGAUCCAUGAAAAUCGAGAUAUUGCAGAUGAGCUUUGUGAUGAGGAAAUGGAAACACAACAUACCGAGGCAGGAUUUCGUGGAACACUCUUAACAUCGAACGUUUCAUCUCAGGUGGUUUAGGAAGAGCACUUUCAGUGGUAUCAUCUUUAACAUUAGUGUAUAUACAAGUUCUAAAGAUAAAAAUCGAGUGAGAAAAGGAAGAGGGUGGUGCGAUUUAAUUAUGUAAAUCUAUGUGCCUGAACUUUACAUACAGGUCCUAAAGCCAAGAUAAUGGCAAAUUUUGGAAUGUUUCUCUUUUUGUUUUGGUUUGUGUGUGUGAGCAAAUGCUCGAAGGUUGAGCUAGCUACCUCAUUUAAAAGUGAAGGUAUGUCACUUGCACUUUUAGAUAGCCUAAUACGAGGGAUUUUGAGCAGUGGUAAUCAAAUUAAUGAAUUACAUGCAUAGUGCAUUAGUCCGUACUAGUUAAUUCAAUAUCAAUUGGCAUGUAUUUCCUUGCUAGUCAAGUA